This is a messenger RNA of Spizellomyces punctatus DAOM BR117, 2193 nucleotides long. RefSeq lists its product as uncharacterized. Gene Ontology annotation, molecular function: protein binding. The transcript has 11 exons. NCBI's taxonomy places the organism in Eukaryota, Fungi, Chytridiomycota, Chytridiomycetes, Spizellomycetales, Spizellomycetaceae. The record is from RefSeq and is a predicted model, not a curated record. Bases 20 to 2143 code for a protein of 707 amino acids. Gene Ontology annotation, cellular component: centrosome.
GCCCAUUGGUUGGCAGAUAAUGGCCAUUACAGAGAAGAGCUUAGGGCCUGCCCACCGUUUACCCUCGGCGAUAGACGCUGACCACAUACGGCGGCCAGAAGAUUGGGAAAAGAUAGUGCAGGGGUUUAGAAACUCUGACUCCCAGUCGUUGCGCAUUCUUUCCAACGGAACGGCAGAUAAAUGCAGCAGCGCCGAUAUCAAUGGGAGGAAGCCCAAACGGCACCCGUCCCGAAAACUCCCUGUGCUGUUAUGCACACCGCGUCUCGUUCAACAUCUAAUUAGCUCCAUAAAGGCUUGUCUAGUAACUAGUUCCACGCUUACAGAGCUGGAGUUGGCUGGAAUCCCUUUGCAGCCGGAGUUUCUGCUGACACUUUCCAAGGGCUUGUCGCAUGCAAGGUGUUUGAAACGAUUUUCGUUAGCUCGUAGUCACAUUGGUGACGAAGGUCUAUAUGUGAUCUCGCCUUCCUUGAAAACUCUGCGAUCGCUGUCAAUUUUGAACUUUGGAGCAUGUAAUCUGACAGCCAAAGGUGGAGCUAUUUUGGCGGACCUCCUCAAUGGGCGCGCGAUCAAGCGGCAGGCCGCUAUAUGGGAACGCACGCUUCGAUCGACACAUUUUGGCACUCGAUCCGCAUUUCAAACAUCUAGCACGUCCAACUCGUCUCAAGCAUCUGUCCAAGGGGUACCCGCAGCCAUCAAGCGAUUGAUAUUGUCACAUAACGAUUUGGGUGACACGGGCGUGCAUUACCUAAUGGAGUCGCUGGUAGAGGAGAUAGGACUUCUCGCAUUAGAUUUGCAGUUUAAUGCGAUAACUGAUGUUGGGGCGAGAGUAGUGGAGCAAGUUCUCCAUCUCAAUAAAGAGCUAGUACUUGUGGACUUACGCAGCAAUUCGUUAGAUGAAACAUUAUGGGAUGCUGUAUGCCGAAUGCUUAGCGAAAAUACGAACAAAGAUCCUCCAACGGGAGUAGAAGGAGGUGGCUACCGGGAAAUAGUGCAAACAAAGUCUGAUGAUCCUGAUUUGCGAUGGCUGAAUGGCUUGGAUCCACUCAAAAACACGUACUACCAUCCUCCGCCAAGGUUCAAGUUUCGAGGUGUGUCACGAUACAAGCAACAAAGUGUGAGCGCUACGAAACUGCACAAAGUGACCUCUUCGCAGCCGCUGGCACCGCGACCUCCCUUCAAAGUUGGUAUUGCUCCCACGAAAAAACCAGGAAAGGACAUACUGACGGUACGCCAUGCUGCCCAUACACCUACCAAGAAAGUAUUGGGCAAGGAAUCUACGUCCACGAAAAGCUUCUCCGGUUGUAAUGUAUCAUCUCCCCCACAUCGAAGUGUUGUCGUGGUUCCUCAGGCCUCAAAGGGAAAUCAACGAGCGAAUCAAACACCUUCACCGCAACAACAUUUAUUCAACUCUGUCAACGUUAGGUCAUGGGUCAAUGGAACAUCAAACGGACAAUCCCCAUCGGGAGAUAUAAACGAGAUGAACGUCCUACUAGAGAACGCCCUCUUGAGGCGGCGCUUAAGAGAAAUGGAGGAGACAUUAUUGAGGCAGAAGAAAACCCCUGGGAGGACUUUGUCGACGCCGGAUGUGAGACUAGAUUUGGAUGGGGACACGUCUUUCCCAAUCAAGCGACCUGACCUUGUCAACGGACAUGAAGCUUUGCAACUAUCAGCUGAUCGGACAGAUGAAAGGAUCUCACGCGCUAGCUUCCAACCAACGGAAGCAGAGACGGAGGACCCAUGUGAGGAAAUGCUACCUAACCCACAACUCGAUUCAUUAAUACAAUUGAUGGAAGCCUCGUUGAAAGGAUUUCACGCGCUUCUGGAUCGUAUGGAAGCUGAUGAGCGCGUGCGGCGAAAACGUAGACGAAGACGCGCCAAAGAGCGCAAUACACACCGAUCAAAAGACACAAUGGAGCCACCUGAGCCUGGAAAAGAAAGCGAACAUCUGUCCAUAUCAAUGUUGCCGACAGAUAGUGGUGAUAAACAUGAAAGGAAAGCGAUGGAGAUUGGAAAUCAGCUACAUCUCAGUGACUUGGCAGUCGAUGAUGCAUCAUCUCUGUUUGAGGAAUUAGCUAAUUUGCGAUCCGAAGCACAGGAUCUCAUAAAUGCAAGCUGUUUGGAUGAUGACUCAGUAGCAUGUUAGUAUUUAGAUAUGACUAAUGGAAAUAAGACAAGUCAAGGUGAUAUUUACAC